Messenger RNA from Tachysurus fulvidraco (yellow catfish), 1003 nucleotides. It is a transcript of the gene srek1ip1, whose product is annotated as SREK1-interacting protein 1. The record is from RefSeq and is a predicted model, not a curated record. Lineage: Eukaryota; Metazoa; Chordata; Actinopteri; Siluriformes; Bagridae. Gene Ontology annotation, molecular function: zinc ion binding; nucleic acid binding. The transcript is spliced from 5 exons. Bases 202 to 690 code for a protein of 162 amino acids.
UUUUUGGAUAUAAAUAAAUAUAAUGUAUAAUUAUGUGGUUUGUUAACUAGAGAAAUUAUGUAUAAGAUAUAAGAUUAAGUCCCACUUUAGCGGCACUGUUUGCUGCCCCGUCAAUAUUUUCCCUCGGAAUUAUUUGUGCGAAGGAUUGAAAGGAUCACCGGAAGUUCUGAUGUUCACGAAAAACCGAGUAACUUGGAGUUAAUGGCUCUUCCAGGUGUGAAUAAGGACAACAUCCGUGCUGGCUGUAAGAGAUGUGGCUAUCCCGGUCACCUCACGUUCGAGUGUCGUAACUUUGUUCGUGUCGACCCGAGGAAGGACAUCGUGCUGGAUGUUAGCAGCACCAGCACUGAGGAGAGCGAGGAGGAAGAACAGCAGGAAGUCCGCAAGGAGAAGAUAUUUGGGGGCAGUCGCUCUAAAGAAUCCCGCAAAGAGAAACAUAAAAAGAGGAGUAAAGAACAUUCGCACCGAAAGGCAAAGAAAAGGACUCAUUCAUCCAGUGAUGAUGAUGCUGAUGAUGAAGAUGGGUUGAGAAAGAAGAAAAAGAAGAAAAGCCACAAGAAGAAAGGCAAAAAGGAAAAGCGAGAGAAAGAGAAACGGCGUACGAAGAAGCGUAAGAAGAAACAUACGGAGGUUUCAUCAUCGUCAUCCUCGUCCUCCAACAGCUCGAGUGACUCCUCAGAUACAGAUUGAAGCUCUUUCCCUCUUCCAGAUCUUCAGCUACUCUUCAUCCACCAAAACAAAGUGAAUACCCUGAGACGACUCUCCUCUAAUCCACAGUCCAUCAGGCUGAGUGCCAAAGUUAGUGUUCUCCAGUUUCUGAGACCUGAUCAUCUGAUGUUCUCAAACACAGAACAAUUUUCCACAGAUUUAACCCCAGAACUAUACAGGGGGCACAAACUUUUGCACUGAGCCGUCCAUGUGAAUAUGUUACAUUUCUUUUAAUUGUUCACUCUGUAUUUCCGUGUUGUUAGAUUUUGUACAGAAAUAAAAUGAGAAAAAUUCA